This is a messenger RNA of Drosophila serrata, 1074 nucleotides long. RefSeq names its product Rho guanine nucleotide exchange factor 3 (gene RhoGEF3). Gene Ontology annotation, cellular component: cytosol. NCBI's taxonomy places the organism in Eukaryota, Metazoa, Arthropoda, Insecta, Diptera, Drosophilidae. The record is from RefSeq and is a predicted model, not a curated record. Gene Ontology annotation, molecular function: protein binding; guanyl-nucleotide exchange factor activity.
AUGCCGUCGGACGUUCACGAAAGUCCCAAUUCAGUAGACUUUGAUACGUCCAAGAGCCAGCGCCUCAACUCUUGUGACAGUGGAGCGAGAUCAGAUCUCUCCAAUGAUGAGCUGGACAACGAGGAUGGCGGCUUGAGCGAGUUUCUGUCUGCCGGCACUCACAAGUUUCCCAAGGCUGGUGUCAGUACUGUCAGCAUCUCACCGUUCAAGAUGCAGCGCCAGCGUUCCCUGACACCCGAUCGGAACGAGUCGCACAGUUCAUCCACCAGCUUGCGGAAGCAACGAUCUCUGACCCCUGAAUCCAGAUCCCUGACGCCAGAGGAGCGACGCAAGAAGGGGUCGCAGCUCUCGUUGAGUGCUGGCUCUCGCCAGAACUCCGGCUCCAGAAGCAAUACGUUAGAGACCCGCAAGGAUAGGACGCCUCCCAUCAUAUCACGCAGCUCCUCGAGUUCUAGCUACAGCGGUGGGGAUUCCCAUGAGCCUCUGAACGCCAGCACCAGCUCAACUGUCACAGCCUCAGCCGCCGGUCCUUCAAGUAGCUCGAGCAGUCACCGGCGGGCAAUAGCCCACAGUGCCGCCAAGCAGGCCGAACAGGAGCAUCGAAUACGCCGCUCCAGAUCUUUGCAGCUAAGCGAGCGCUCUCCGAAUCGAACCCAUAAGUCGAUCGUUAAUGUGGGUGCGGUGUCCGUCCAGCAGCAACAACAGCAGCAGGCAUCAGCCGCGACGUAUCAGCAGUCCCGGUUGCCAGUUGGUGGAGGCGUCUUUCCGCCCACCAUUCGAGCCUCUCCAGCUGGGUCCAAGACGCAUGCCAAUCCCCCGAAUUCAUGCAGUACUUCUGUCAGGGUGCGCCAGAGCGAGGCGGACAAGGCACGCUCCUUCGACUUCGAUUACAACAACUACAAUCGCAGUGGUGGCCCUAAGGGAUCAGCGCGCUCCGCCCACACGAGUGGCAGUGGGGGGACAGCGGGAGCAACCAGAACUUGCGCGUGGAAAGGGAGUCCCGUUCCUUCGACGACGAUUAUCGCGAAGCAGUGCUCAACAACAACAACGGAUGCAGCGGAAGCACCAGCGUAA